CACCUCGGGAGGCUGCCGGCAGGGAGGGAGGGAGGUCGAGGGGCAGACAGACAGACAGACGGACCCCGCGGGGCCUGUCAGGGCUCCGCAUGCCCCCGGGUCUCAGCGCGGCGCUUGGCGAUGCUGGGGCCCGUCCUGCGGCCUCGGUGACCCCCCCGGGCCGGUCCCCGCCCCCGCCGGGGAGCCCGGCUCCUUUCGGUGUUCCCUCUGCGGCCACGGGCUCUGCCCCAGCACCGGGGCCUCUCGGGUGCCGGGAGCUGCCGGGCGGGAACGGGAAGGCACCUUCUGGCUCUGCUGCUGGAGCGUGAUGCAGCCUCAGGAAAUGCUCAUUUAUGUUCCACUCCUAAUCCACCAUGUGUUUGUAGUUGGGAACUUAAUUCAUUCCGUUCUUUGUACCAAGUGAUGCAUUUAAUGCCCCGGUGACAGCCUUGGUCAGCCUGCGGGAAUGUAGUUAUGGGAGACCCUUUAAAAAGAUGUAUUUUAUUUGCAGUCGUCCUGACUUGUUUUCUCUGGUGGGGGGAAUGGGUUACAUUUGUAGCUGAAGAAACAAAUUGAUCUACAUGUGCUUCGCUGUCCAUUGGAAGAAUGACAGAUGACAAAGAUGUACUUCGAGAUGUGUGGUUUGGGAGAAUACCGACCUGUUUCACUCUGUAUCAGGAUGAGAUAACUGAAAGGGAAGCUGAACCCUACUAUUUGCUUUUGCCAAGGAUAAGCUACUUGACACUGGUAACAGACAAAGUGAAGAAACACUUUCAGAAAGUUGUGAGACAGGAGGAAAUUAGUGAAAUAUGGUUUGAAUACGAAGGUACACCACUGAAAUGGCAUUACCCAAUUGGUUUACUCUUUGAUCUCCAUGCAUCAAAUACAGCUCUUCCUUGGAGCAUCACAGUGCAUUUCAAGAAUUUUCCAGAAAAGGAUCUUCUACACUGCCAUUCUAAGGAUGUGAUUGAAGCUCAUUUUAUGGCUUGUAUAAAAGAAGCAGAUGCUUUAAAGCACAAAAGUCAAGUCAUCAAUGAAAUGCAAAAAAAGGAUCAUAAGCAAUUGUGGAUGGGACUACAGAAUGAUAAAUUUGAGCAGUUUUGGGCAAUAAAUCGAAAACUCAUGGAGUAUCCUCCAGAAGAUAAUGGAUUUCGAUACAUCCCAUUUAGAAUUUAUCAGGCAACAACAGAGAGACCUUUUAUACAGAAGCUAUUUCGACCAAUUGCUUCAGGAGGACAGUUACAUACUUUGGGAGACCUGCUAAAAGAUGUGUGUCCUAGUGCUAUCACCCCUGAAGAUGGAGAGCAGAAGACUCAAGUGAUGAUUCAUGGAAUUGAGCCAAUGCUGGAAACACCCAUUCAGUGGCUAAGUGAACAUAUGAGCUAUCCAGAUAAUUUUCUCCACAUUAGUAUCAUUCCCCGACCUACUGAUUGAAACUCAGCUAUGUUGCUAUGAGGAUCAUUCUCUGGAAGCUGGAAUUCUAAGGGCAUGUCAACUUCUUGCUUCUGUCAGUCUUGACAGAGACAGCCUGACCAGAAAAAAAGAAACCAACAAAAAGCCGAAACAAAACAAGAAGUCCUCACUGCUGUAAGCCAAACAGGAAGAGAGAUCCUAUCAUCAGAUAAGGGCAAUUGGGCUGAUCUUAUUUUGCAUCACUGCUGCGUUUGUUCACCGCUGUAAUUAAAUCAGUUGCGAUAUGAAAGAAUUUACAGGACUUCUGCAAGUCUGCUGUUUUCUUGUAAAAUAUAAUGAAGCUGAAACUGUCAGCCGAAGAGCAAAUGGAAAUAUUCCACUUGAUUGUAUUUCUGAUUAACAAAUAAACAGGGCUGUUUCCUAAAGAGGUAGUGUUUCAGCUUUGAGGGUGGAAACAUUGGUUUUAAUUUUCUAGAAAGUUAGACUCUGAGAGAUUUGGUUACCAAUAGCUUUUUGUAAAAGAUCAAAUUACUGUAAAUCCAUCUUUCCUUAAUGAGAAGUUCAUGUUUACAGUAUAUGUAUUGGUAUGCAAAUGAUCUUUUAACUUUGAUAACAAGCAGUGAGAGAUUUUAAAGUAAGCCCAUGAGCAUGUUUUGUCAGUUAAAAACAUGCACAACUUAAUAAUUACAAAUACUCUUGAUUUGUAUGCUGUCACUGAAUACUCCAGUGUGUUUAUUAUUCAAACCAGUUUUCAUAGACUAGCAACAAUGUAGGAUAAUUUGUCUCAGGAUUUGUCAUGGCAUUUCUUUGUGCUCAUCUAGUUUUUUUUUCUUUAAGAAUAUAUUUUCUUAAUUUACUUUAAGAAGUUUGUUUUUU
This is a messenger RNA of Vidua chalybeata, 2268 nucleotides long. It is a transcript of the gene ATG5, whose product is annotated as autophagy related 5. Gene Ontology annotation, cellular component: phagophore assembly site membrane; cytoplasm; Atg12-Atg5-Atg16 complex. The record is from RefSeq and is a predicted model, not a curated record. The transcript is spliced from 7 exons. NCBI's taxonomy places the organism in Eukaryota, Metazoa, Chordata, Aves, Passeriformes, Viduidae. Gene Ontology annotation, biological process: autophagy of mitochondrion; nucleophagy; autophagosome assembly. Bases 586 to 1413 code for a protein of 275 amino acids.